CCUCGAGCUGCUGCUGCUGCUGCUGUGUGCGUAUCUGCAUCUUCGAGUUCUUAGAGCUUAGGGUCUUCAGCCAUGGCGGACAAGGCGGUGACUAUUAGGACCAGGAAGUUUAUGACCAACAGGCUCCUCUCCAGGAAGCAAUUCGUUAUUGAUGUGCUCCAUCCUGGAAGGGCCAAUGUUUCCAAGGCGGAGUUGAAGGAGAAGCUUGGAAGAAUGUAUGAGGUGAAGGACCCAAAUUCAAUCUUUGUUUUUAAGUUUAGGACACACUUUGGAGGAGGCAAAUCUACUGGAUUUGGUUUGAUUUAUGAUUCCGUUGAGAGUGCCAAGAAGUAUGAGCCCAAGUACAGGCUUAUCAGGAAUGGCCUUGACACCAAGGUAGAGAAAUCAAGGAAGCAAAUGAAGGAAAGGAAAAACAGGGCCAAGAAGAUUCGUGGUAUCAAGAAGACCAAGGCUGGCGAUGCUGCCAAGGCAGGAAAGAAGAAAUGAGUUCCAACACAGUUUCUUUAGUGAUCUUCUCCGUUUGGUUGUUUUUGAACGACUUAAUUUGAACAAUGAUCUGGAAAGUAUCCUAUCUUUAGUUAUAUUGUCUUGUGUUGAGUAUUUCAGCUAGCACAAUUUUGAAAUGUUAAUUACUUAAUCGUUAUUGUUUCUCAUUGUUUGCCUGUCAUUUUUUUUCUUCUCUGGUUAAGAGAUGUGAACUUCAUUAGAAUGAGAACAGUUUACACACAAUAAUCAUUUAUGGUCACC
Molecule: messenger RNA, 747 nt
Organism: Rubroshorea leprosula
Lineage: Eukaryota; Viridiplantae; Streptophyta; Magnoliopsida; Malvales; Dipterocarpaceae
Source: the annotation of a GenBank genome assembly